Molecule: messenger RNA, 1751 nt
Organism: Dreissena polymorpha
Lineage: Eukaryota; Metazoa; Mollusca; Bivalvia; Myida; Dreissenidae
Exons: 9
Coding region: 99-1289 (396 amino acids)
Molecular function (GO): calcium ion binding
Source: RefSeq, a predicted model, not a curated record
ACACCAUAUUGGAACUCAAUGUUCUAGUUUCGAAAAUUCACAAAUCAUCGUGAAGAUUCGGUAAUUUCCGUAAUAUUAGUUUGGAAGAAUUGUUCAAAAUGUCGGCGCUUCGGUUUGUUUUGUUGCUUUCAGUUCUUGGAUCCGGAUUUUGCGAUUUGGGAGGUAUUCUGCAAAUCCACUAUCCGGAUAUCUCGAUUGAAACAGACGCAAAUGGAAAUAUUACUAUGCAGUCAGGCGCGGACGCCAGCGUGUACUUGAUACCGGGUCCCGGGGGCUCCGUGUUCUUCGACGGCGAGGACCUGCUCCACCUCAUCAAGGUGAUCAACGGUCUCCCACCCGUGUGGCGGGCUCACUCGCCGACUGGAUUCUACAAGACGGCGUUUGGAGGGGAUACGGUCUCCGUGAAACUGGAGGCAAUCGAUGCUGAAAACAACACAAUGUACUACAAGCUGGUUGCCGGCACGAUGCCACCAGGCCUGACCAUCCGUGGCGACGGCUACAUUGUCGGCCAGGUACCAGACGUUGAUGCUAUUUAUAGUUUCACCAUCCGGGCAAUCAACGUAAAUGAAAAGCACGCAGACGCCGUAUUUCGGAUGCAAAUAAUAGAGAGAAAUCAGUGUUUGCCUACGGACCCAUGUCAAAAUGGCGGCUUCUGUAUUGACCAAUCAGGUGACAUCCCGUACAAAUGCAUCUGCGAUCUAUCGUUCAGCGGAAUGAAUUGCGAGUUAUCGUGUCGAUCCAAUAGCCUCCAAAUCAACGACACGAGCGUCGUACCGGAAGCGAUGAUGUCGGCUUACCUCACCCAAGAGAACUUCACCGCCACCGAGGGGCGGCUUGGGAGCAGCGGCGGUGGUGGCCGGGGAUGGUGCGGCGCCAAUUCGUACGCCUGGCUGCAGAUUGACCUCGGGCGGGAGGCGCGAAUCUUUGGGGCCAUUAUUCAAAGCUACAGCAACGACUACUACACCGGAAGUUACUACAUUUCCUACAGCACCGACGGCAACAACUUCCGGUAUGUCGAGAACCAGAACGCAACGCAAAACGCCACUGCCUUUGCCACUUCCACUACAACCGCGCCGCGGACAUCGACUAGCUCACCUACAGCGGGCGGCAAGUUUACGUUUUCCGGCUCAACAAGUACAAGCCGGGCCACAGACUACUUGCCAGAGUUCGUCAUCGCUCGCUUUGUCCGCUUCCAUCCGGUCAGCUACAGUUCGAGCAAGUACCCCUGCAUGAGAGUGGACCUGCUCGGAUGCUUCGACCAGCCCAAACUGACCGGCACUUCGCCGUAAAUGAGGAAAAGAUGGGAAAUGCCACGUGGAAACACCUGACUUAAUGCGCAUGCGUAUAAUCGAAUCAAUGUUGACAGCCUUUGCAGUCCGCGCAGGUUAACCAUACAGACGACACCUUCCGCAUGCACUGGUUUUGUCAAAACAAAAAGUGACGUCAUUGAUUAACCUGCGAGUUCUGAACAGGCUGUUAUCGGGCGUUACUUACGCAUGUGAAUUAAGAAUCCUGUUUUCCCUAAAAUGUUUUCGAACUAUUUUGCAUUAAGUAUUGUAACCGCUAACCAUAAACGUUUCGUUCAUUAGGCAUUAGGGUUCCCCAUUAUUAUUUAAACAAGGUGGUUAGUAUAACAAAUUGAACUUAAAUUUAUUAUUUAAUAUGUGGUUUUAGUUUUGCAUCGCUCUAUGCGGAUUUAAAAAAUGCGAUGUUAUAUCGAAACAAAGCGGAAUAAAUAUUUAUGAUUGUUA